GGUAAUGAAGCGCAGCCAGCUGCUGGGGCCACUGCUGAGGCCCAGCCACAAAGGCCUCUCGAGGGAGGGGAGAGGCUGCAGUAGCAGCUGGCUGGCCUGUGCUUGGGUAUCCAGGUCGCAAUUGUCUUCUAGCUUGGGGAAGGAUGGCAGCCUGGAGGAUGACGAGGAUGAAGAGGAUGACUUGGAUGAAGGCAUAGGGGGCAAGCACCAGAGCAUGGAGUUGAAACCUGCGCAGGCCUCCCACACCAACUACCUGCUGAUGAGGGGCUACUACUCCCCCGGCAUCGUCAGCACCCGCAACCUCAAUCCCAAUGACAGCAUCAUGGUCAACUCCUGCCAGAUGAAGUUCCAGCUCUGCUGCAGCCCUGUGCCCACCCGGCUCAGGCCCGCUGCUCUGAAAAUCCAGUGUAGUUCAAGUGCAUAUCAAAUCCUGGAUCAAAUUGAAGACUACAUACUGAAACCUGGACACCCACUAAAUGUUCUGUAGACCUCAGACAAGGGGGAGCUGAGACUGAACUCCGACUGCCAUUCUUUGGUCUAAAUUUCUUCCUGGGGGGCCUGGAGGAGGCCAUCCAUGCCCAUGAGCCAGAACUAACAUUAUUUUUUUGCUGAUCCCAACUUUUUAGACAAAGUUGUGCCUCCUUAACCAAUUGCAAGUUGGAACAUCUUUGAAUCCACCUCUGACCUGUGGGUCCCUGCUUCAAGAUGUCCUGCCUUUAGAGAUCACACCAAAGUAUAGCCUUCGUGUAUUAAUUUAUGACUUUACCUGAAAGCUCUUCCUCUUCAUCUUUAAACACGAUUGCCUGUAAGCCCUCUGAGAGUUUCAUUCUUAAGCAUUAGCUACAUAAUUCUCUUGCUUGGCACCCUGCAAUAAAUGCCUCAUUUCUCUUACUGCAAUCCGAUGUCAGUGUUUGACUUUGCUGUGCUGGGCCAGUAGACCCAAGUUUGGUCUGGUAACAACACCAUCACAGUUACUUCUUAGGAGACCCUCAGUCCUCUCAGCUGAUAGUCAUUUGCAUGUUUACCAAUCAUUCUUUAUUUAGAUUUUAGGCACCUGGAGA
Rhinopithecus roxellana (golden snub-nosed monkey) is the source of this 1061-nucleotide messenger RNA. Its product is annotated as general transcription factor 3C polypeptide 1-like. The transcript has 3 exons. The record is from RefSeq and is a predicted model, not a curated record. The coding region runs from base 5 to 487 and encodes 160 amino acids. Lineage: Eukaryota; Metazoa; Chordata; Mammalia; Primates; Cercopithecidae.